AACAGUUCAGUGUGUUAGUAAGAGUCAUGUAAUAUUUCAUACGUUAUUUGAAACAGUAGAGAAUUUCUGAUAAAAAAUGACGAGUGUAUCAGCCAAAUAUAUAAAAUUUAUCCAGACUGGCUUGGACCUUAAUGAAGUGGAAAGUGCUACUGAAGAGCUUGAAAAUGAAAACUCUGGCAGCUUCCUUGGUCUAAUAAAAAAAAUAUGUAUUCAUGAGAAAACUGGCGUUGAACAUAGGUUAGUACUAAAAAUAGCCCCUCGAGACCCGGCCAUAAGGGUGGCAAGACCAAUCGCCUUAGCUUUUAAUAGAGAAUAUGAAAUUUACAGUAAAAUCCUGCCAGAACUGGAAAAUUUCCAAACUCUACAUAAAAUAUCAGCUCCAUUUACUGGAUAUGCUCGAUUUUAUGGAGGCUCUAUUCAAGAAGGAGAUGAAACGAUUCUAAUGGAAGAUCUUAGCUUUAAAGGGUUCAAAUGUCAUAACGAAUAUGAUGGUAUGAACUUUAAGCAUAUGAGUCUAAUGUUUGAGGAAUAUGCAAAGUUACAUGCUGCUUCCUUAGCUUUAGGAUACAAAGAUCCUGGUAAGUUUAAAGAACUCACAGCCAGUUUAGAGCAAAACAUUUUUCAAAUAAGAGAAGCCAAGAACCCCGAGCGUUACAAUCUUCUACGACAAACAGUGACAGAAAUGGGAAAAAGAGCUAUAAAGAGCAACAAACAGGCCGAAAGAGCUCAUAAGAAGUUUACCGAAUUAUUUCCAGAUUUCUGGAAAAAUUAUACGGGGAAUCCUGAGAAGGAGAUUCUUGUGAUAAGUCAUGGAGAUUGUCAUCCAAAUAAUAUGUUAUUUGCAUAUAAAAAUGAAGUCAAUGUGGAUCCUAAGAAAAUUUGUUUCAUAGAUUGGCAACUUUCUUCCAAAGAAACUCCGAUUCACGAUCUGAGUUUUGCUCUAUGUGGUUGCGCCUCUAAGGAAGCUCUUAGUCGUAUUGAUGAUCUUUUUGGAAUAUACCAUAAAACUUUAGCACAAAAUUUGAGGGAAUUUGGGUGUAAUCCUGAAAAAAUAUUCAGUUAUGAAGAUUUCCACGAGCACUGGAAAAGGCAUUUCCUCUAUGGACUAUACAGAGGCCAGAUGACGUUAAAGUUGAUCCUGAUGAGUCCAAGACAAAAACAAGAAGCCGCAAAAUUCCCAUCAAUAUUGGACAUAUUAGCAAACGAUUCCCUAUCAAAUCCCACCUUUACUCAACGAAUGCAGGAUCUUUUUGAAAUCCUUGGAGAACGUUGGCUGAAACACUAAAUCAGAAUAAAAAUAAAAAUUAG
Molecule: messenger RNA, 1308 nt
Organism: Anthonomus grandis grandis
Lineage: Eukaryota; Metazoa; Arthropoda; Insecta; Coleoptera; Curculionidae
Exons: 6
Coding region: 77-1285 (402 amino acids)
Source: RefSeq, a predicted model, not a curated record